ACAAAAGGAUUAAUGAGAGUAAUUAGGCGUACCGUGGUUAAGUUCAAACUCUGUGUGCGUGGGAGUAGAAAACAAGGAGGGAAAGGCAAUGAAGACGAAGUUGGACAGAGGAAAACCCACCUGGAAGCCUUUGACGGCUUUCCCUAUCCGUAGAGAGAGAGAGAGAGGGAGAGAGAGAGAGAGGAGUGGGGCGAGUUGAGAUUUUGUUUUUUGAUUUAGAAGCAGACACGAGGAUGUCCUCGCUGGCUCACCUUACAAUUGGUUCUUACCAAAGGAUUUGUCUGUUUUGGAGAGUAAUUAUGGUCUCAGCAAUCCCCCUUUGGAAAACCCUCGUCAGAUUACGAGCAAUGAAUGUGUAUAUAUACCCUACCCCGCUCCUUCAUUUUCCCUGCCCAGAACCCUCUAUUCUUUGCUCAUUUGGUUCAACCACUAGAGGGUUAGAGAGAGAUUCUGGAGUUACAGCUUUCUCCGUAUCUGUAAUCCCUGCAGUUCUGUCGCUGUGUACUGCAGCAAAGGCUCGUGAAACCUAAUUGUACUUCAUUGGAAGUACAUAAUUGCCAUCAUGGAAGAUCAAAGGAGCUCCUCCAAUUCUAUUUCUUCUUUUAACCAUGGUUCCGAUGUCACUUACCAAGGUUUGAUACAACAAAAUAUAGAGUCUGUGAAUACUGAGUAUGGAUGGUUGCCUUCCCCAGUCUCCAAUGUUGGAGCCAGUCUGAUCUUGGCCGAAGCGCAUCCAGAGCAGAAUAAUCAUAUGAGCACAAGUAGUGGUCUGGUUACGCUUGGGUCAUCAACUUUGCAAAGUGCGACUUCCGAUGCUGUCACGGCUAAUCUUGACCAGAAUUUAGCAUACGAUGACAGCGAUGUGGAUGCUGACCAGGAAAUAGGUGUGGAUCAUGGGAAUCAAACUUCAAGUUUGGAACGAAAUGCAGCACUUCUGCGGAGAAACAUCCGUCGGAGAAUGAAUCCGGCAAAUGAGCAAGAUUUUUUUAAUUCAAGCUUGUCUUCUGCUUCACCUGAUGACAGUUCCCAACUGUUUCAGCCUUCUUAUCGGAAUUGGGUGACUAGUCCAAGCUCUACCAGUAAUGCAGUUGGCUCUCUUUUUGUUGCUACAAGUGGAGGUUAUGCAUUUCGGCAACAAGAGAACUCCCAGUACAUCCCCAGAAGUGCCUCUUUGCAGAGUAUGCUUGUUUCUGGAACUGAGAGGGGGAAUUCGAGCCGCCAACAUCUAAUGACUUCAAGAGUUGUCCCCAGGAAUUAUAAUUCUCAGAAUGGCGCAUCAGCCGCCCCUGCAGGUACUCAGCUAUCUCAUCCCCUGGUGUUUCCUCAGCAAAAUGUAACUAGAAGUUUUCCAAGUAGCUUUACUAAUGUCGUCCAUCCGUCCUCUGUGAUGAGAUCUGCUGGUAUUGAUUCUGGAGGCCAGGUUGGUUACCAGAUGCCACAGCCUUCAACUGCAGCCACUGCCAUGAUGAACAUUAUUCAAUCUCGAUUUGGUAAUGGAAGGGCAUUUCAGGCUAAUGAUGUGGUGCCUCGUAGUUUGCCUCCAUCACAGGCUGUCAUUGAUGACCAGUCGAGAGCUAGACUGCAAAGAACGGUUCGCCAAGCCUUCAAUAUUCUACAAGCGGCUGGUGCCUUCGAUCAUUACGAGGGUGGGAUGAUACACGGCCCCUCGUUUUUUGAAGAAGAACCUGAUGUCUAUGACAAUUUGCGCCUGGACGUCGACAACAUGUCCUAUGAGGACUUGUUGGCUUUGGAAGAUCAUAUUGGACAUGUCGGCACUGGCUUGACUGAAGAAACUGUUUUGGGGGCUCUAAGGCGGGUUACUUAUCAAUCAAUGAGAUUAGGAACUCCAGCAGAAGAAAUUUGUGUUAUAUGUCAGGAGAACUUUGCAGACUGCGAGGAACUUGGAGACCUCGAUUGUGGGCACAAAUAUCACUUCGAUUGCUUGAGGCAGUGGCUUGUUCACAAGAAUACUUGCCCAAUCUGCAAAACUACUGCGCUGGCUGUAUGAGCAAUAUCAUGUCUCGGGGGCACCCUCUUCCACCAAAUCAGAUAUCAUUUGCAAAUUGGUUGAUCCCUCUAAACUUCUCUUUUUCACAUGCCGUCAAAACUCCUUUCUUUUUCUUCUCUUUCUCUCACAGCACAUUUCAGCAAUAGCAGGUUUUGGAUUCCUAAGUUGAGACCUACCCCAGGGUUUUUGAAAAACUCAAGUCUCAAUAGUUUUCAGACAAUUGUAUUUCCAAUUUGACAGCUAGCUUUGUUGUUGAGGUUUUUUCGCAAGUGCCGCUUUGGUCGGUGAACUCCUGGACAGUUUCUGCUAAAUAAACAGUUGUUUUAGACUU
Messenger RNA from Rhododendron vialii, 2339 nucleotides. RefSeq names its product E3 ubiquitin-protein ligase MBR2-like. The record is from RefSeq and is a predicted model, not a curated record. NCBI's taxonomy places the organism in Eukaryota, Viridiplantae, Streptophyta, Magnoliopsida, Ericales, Ericaceae. Gene Ontology annotation, molecular function: ubiquitin protein ligase activity. The transcript is spliced from 7 exons. The coding region runs from base 563 to 2008 and encodes 481 amino acids.